UUGCCAUUAAAUUAUUUUUCCAUUUUGCAGAUCGCAAAAUCACACACAAUCUAAAUCACUUUGGUCAAAAUGGCUUCCUCUUCUUCAUCCGCUACCCCAGAGUUUGAUGUCUACCUGAGCUGCGCAGAAGACACCAGGAAAGGUAUGGUCUCACAUCUUUAUCGUUCGUUGUCUCAAAGAGGCAUUACGACUUACACACGUGAUGACAAGCUGGAGAAGAGAGCCUCGUCCCCUGAUUCUGAGUUUUCCGACCAAUGGAAAUAUACCAUAGAUGCAAAAGUUUCCGUUGUCGUUGUCUCGAAGAGCUAUCUAGCCUCUGCUUGGUGCCUGAACGAGCUCCAAACAAUACUAAACUUCCUCGACAUAGGCCGUCUGUUAGUUCUUCCCAUUUUCUACGGAGUCGAUCCUUCAAAUGUGAAAAACCAGACUGGAGAAGUCGAAGAACCCUUCAGAAAGCUUGGUGAAAAGUAUCCUGAGAAGGAUCAAGCAUGGAGGAUGUCUCUUAUCGAUGUCAGCAACUUAUUCCCCAGGAUUUGGAGCGGUGAAGCAGAGCUGGUCGAAGCAAUUACAAAAAGAGUUGAAGUCUUGCUUCGUUACUCGGAUAAGUCGAGUAAUCCGAGAGGGACUUAUCCAUUGACAACCAAAGUCAAUGGACUGUUCGGGAUGGACCGUCAAAUGCUAGCACUGUACAAACUAUUAGAUUUAAAUUCUAACGAGGAAGUUCGGUUGAUCGGCAUUUGUGGUCCGGGAGGCGUUGGCAAGACCACGCUAGCGAAACUAGCAUAUGAAGAUAUGUCUAAACAUUUCCAUGCACAUGUGUUUGUAGACAACGCCAAAAACAUUUAUCAGCAAGACCCCGAUGAGUCACAAGAAACAUUCACAUCAGGAAAGAUUCAAAGGUGGUCUCAAAAAAGAACAAGGGAUGUUAGCACUGGUGUGAUCAAAUCAACAGUUGGACACCGGAAAGUUCUCCUUGUGAUUGAUUCUGUCGACAGCAUGGAGCAGUUAAAGGACAUAGCAGACAUUGUUGGUUGGUGUGGUUCACGAAGUAGAGUCAUUCUUGUCACACAAGACAAGAAUUUGCUAGAUAACUUUGAUGUGAAGCAUGUCUACGAAGUCAACUCGCUGAGAUACGAUGAAGCUCUUCAACUCUUUUCUCAAUCUGCAUUCAAAGAGACAAACCCUCCUACGAGUUUCGAAUCACUUUCUCUUCGUGCUGUCCAGAUCGCAAGCUUCCUUCCCCUGACUCUAAAAAUCCUCGGUUCUUUUCUACAAGGCAAGGAUGAAGAAGGAUGGGAGAAGGAACUGCAAAAACUCGAAGGAGGUCAAGAGAAAACUAUUGCGGAGAUAAGGAAGAAAUGCUUCACAAGAGUAAACGAGGAAGACCAGAUCCUUUCGUUUAUCUUGCCUUAGACAAAAGUCAUCUGAAAUGGUGUUGGAUGUUCCAUAAACGAACAGCAAUGUCAAGUGUCAGAAGGAGUUUUGAUAAUGUAUGAUAUAACAUUUUCAUUACAAACUAUUCUGGUUUUGUCCGAGUUUUUAUUGUAUCCAUGACUCCAUCAUCCCUAGAUAAGCUAAUGAAUCCAACGUUUAAGGA
Molecule: messenger RNA, 1597 nt
Organism: Raphanus sativus (radish)
Lineage: Eukaryota; Viridiplantae; Streptophyta; Magnoliopsida; Brassicales; Brassicaceae
Product: disease resistance protein CHS1-like
Exons: 2
Coding region: 70-1413 (447 amino acids)
Biological process (GO): defense response; signal transduction
Molecular function (GO): ATP hydrolysis activity; ADP binding
Source: RefSeq, a predicted model, not a curated record